AACUUAUUACAGGGUAUUUGACAGGCAUACAACACAUCAAAUUUGUAACUUUGUUACUUUGCUUUAUAAGCAGUUGCUAUUCGUCUCCCUCUCUCUCUCUCUCCGUCUUCUCUCUUCGCCUUCAAUUAGCUGCGUUCGCCAACUUUAACAAUUAGCCCGAGGCGCGUAAUUGAAGCUUUAAGUGCGUUUCAAUUGACGCACUUUUUUUUGUAUUUGAUUUCUUCUUUCUUUGCUGUUUGACUACUUUGAUUAAUUAAUUAAGCUCGUGGAAGGGUUCGGCUGCUGACUGGCUGCCGUCGACCUUAGCUGCAGCUGUUCAAGAGUCUCUCGGAGCGAUUAGCUAUAAAAACGCUCGGGGCGCAAGUCGUUUGGCUUUAUUUGCUCUACGGACAACGGUUAUUCAGCAUGCAUAUCGCCGCCGUGGAACAGCUGCUACUAAUCCUCCUCGUUUCGGCGACGUUCGCUUCCAGCUGGGCGGCAACCAUUGUGCACACGCCGAAGGUUGGGCAGGCGGCGGGCAGCGCCAUCUCCCAUCAAAGCUUUGUGCGACUGUCGACGGCGCCGCAGCCGCAGCAGCAGCCACAGCUAAUCCUGGCCACGCCCACAGUGCGCAUUGUCAAUGCAAAGGUCAACAAUGGCUUGGAGGAAGUGCACCACACACCUGCGCAUCUCACCUACGCCGCCCACCCGGUGGUGCAUCAGAUGCUGCCCCGCAUCAAGCCCGUGCGCAACAUAAGCUUUGCCUCGCUGCGGGCUCAGUCCCACACACUCGCACACACACACGCACACACACACGCACACACGCAGCUUCAGUUAGUUUAG
Messenger RNA from Drosophila mojavensis, 822 nucleotides. RefSeq lists its product as uncharacterized. NCBI's taxonomy places the organism in Eukaryota, Metazoa, Arthropoda, Insecta, Diptera, Drosophilidae. The transcript has a single exon. The coding region runs from base 406 to 822 and encodes 138 amino acids. The record is from RefSeq and is a predicted model, not a curated record.